Molecule: messenger RNA, 5941 nt
Organism: Platichthys flesus (European flounder)
Lineage: Eukaryota; Metazoa; Chordata; Actinopteri; Pleuronectiformes; Pleuronectidae
Product: synembryn-A
Exons: 14
Coding region: 3581-5677 (698 amino acids)
Biological process (GO): G protein-coupled receptor signaling pathway
Cellular component (GO): plasma membrane; cytoplasm
Molecular function (GO): guanyl-nucleotide exchange factor activity; G-protein alpha-subunit binding
Source: RefSeq, a predicted model, not a curated record
ACACACACACACAUCCUCCUCCAUCCCUCCUCUCCCUCACUCCACUUGCUGCUGAGCAAUUGUUCCAGAAAAUCAUUCUUUCAUUUCCAUCACCUGCAGGAAGCCCGGCGGGCCCAGAAUAGCACUGAUUUUCCUCCAGGCGUUUCUUUAUCGCCGCCGCUUUCCUGUGGGUUUUUUCCUUUGACUCACUUUGGCCGUCAAUAUGUUUAUUCCUGAAAUGUCCUUCAUCCCACCCCCCACCCCCCAAAUUAAAUACAGUGUUCGAAAAACAACUGUUCGAUCUUACCCCUCACCUCAAGGAUAAUUUGUUUUGAUCAAGUUAUUGCACUUUAUGUCGGUUUAUGUCUUUUCUUCCCCCCCCUGCUCACAGCAACAAGGAAUAAUUAGCUUUUCAGGAUUGCCAGAUUUGAACAUCUCUUUCAGGAAGUUCUCCCAUAAUUUCUUUAUCUUUUUAUAGGAUAGUAAAUCCACGGGGGAGCCGGUGUCACGUUUAAUGUUGUCCAGCCUCCACACGGUUUCUCCCAGCCUAUCUCUCUUCUCACUAAAUCACGACAUCCUCUCUUGAGUCUAUUGUGUAUCCUUUCCUGUGACUGCCAUCUGGGCAGCGUGAGUAUAGAGCACUGAGCCAUCACUGUCGGGCAUGCACACCACAGCAUAGGCAGUCAGAUGAUGAGGAAACCUUUUGAUUUCCCAUGAAUAAGAACUGAUUUCACACGUACUUUGAUUAAUAAUUUCCUCUGAGAUGUUAUGACUGGUCUGCAGACAGUUAUAAUGUGUUUUCACAGCCUCUGCUGCUGCCGGGCUUGAGUAAAUAGGUCACAAACAGGGGAAUAAUUUUAAAACCCAAGUAAAUACAUCCUAAGUAUAUACUAACUUCUCUAUUCAAUAGCUUGGAACAACAGUCACAUGUGCAGAGUCUGAAUCGGCUUCAUUGUCUGAGCAUGUGCACACGUACAAGUAAUUUGACUCUGUGCUCACAUUGCUCUCAUUGUACUUUGUGUACAUAAAAUAAACCUGCUGCUAGGGAGGAGGAGAACAAUAAAACUGAACAAAUAAGUAUAAUGAUGCUUAAAAAAUACUUAUACUCAAAUAUAAAGGGAUAAUGUUCCAACCGUCAAAGGUAAAGUUCAAAGUGAUCUUUAUAUGAAUCUGGGAAAAAGUAUGAAGAAAUACUUACACAGAGACUGCACUGACUGGUGGAGGCCUUUAACCGCAAAGCAGUAAUAUAAGUUUAUUAUUAUUAAAAUAAAAUAAGAGGGUGAACAUUACUUAACAACAUCAAUAGCAUCAAGAAACUAAAGCAAAAAAAAAAUACAGCAAAUGUAGCAAAAAAGGAAGGGGUCAUAAUGUUAGGUUAUCUUAUUGUCAGUGUGUGUUUGCUUACUCGAACUACAUGUAUCCAUACACAUGAUGUUUUUCACUGUAGGUCCAAUGGAAGUUUCCUUUUUUCCCUUAUCGGCCCAUGCUUAGCUCCUUGGGAAUUUUGAUGACACAAAAUGAUCUCACAUCACAGGUACAUUUCUUAAACUCCUAUUUACAGUACACACGGACGAGCACAGAGAAACCUUCUCUCUUAUGCAGAUGAAUGAAAACAACCUUGGAGAGGCGGUGGUCUAGUGGCAGAAACUUGGACUAUGGGCAGAGAAGGUCUCUGGUUCGUCUCAGGUUCAACUCCACGGAGAGACAACAAAAAACGAACCUGGAUUGAUCUGUCCAAAAAUCCAAGAGUCUCCCUACCCUGUCUAGUGCCCCUGAGCCAGGCACCUUACUCCCCCAACACAUGCUCCCCGAGCGCCGUACAUGGUCGCUCACUGCUCUGUGUGUCCUGCAGACAGAUGGGUUAAAUGCAGAGGUUGAAUUGGCCUGCCAUUGCAUGGGUGUGUUGUGCAUGCCUGUGCAUGUGUUUGGUAUAAAUAAACAUAUCUUAAUCUUAAUCUUAAUCUUAAUCUUGUAGUCAAACUCUGCAAAUAUGUCACAGGGCCAAGGGAAGAUGAGACAUUCAAGCGAAGUAAUGACAAUUGAAGCACAUGUUUGCAUGGAGGGCGACUUCAAGAGGAUAACAAAUACAUAGCAAAUUUAGUCAUUAUUUUAGUAUAAACAAAGUGUAAAAAUGACUAUAUAUGAAUAUUAAUAUUUUUGAUAAAUAUAUUUAUUUCCCAGCCUUCAUACCUUAGAUAUUUACCAUGAUAUAAAAUAUAAAGAUAUAAUAUCCUCUGGGCUCAUCAUUUGGGAUACAAAUAUAUAUGUCACAAAUACACAAAGAGAUCAACAGUCUGUCCAAAAUAGCUUCAUCAAGGUGGAUUGACCCUGAGAACGUACAGUGGGGAGUUGAGUUAAGGCUACAUGCAGUAUUGAGAGCCCCAGGUGUUAUGACAGCGAGUCACGAGAUGAGUCUGUGUCAGGAUGAUUAAAGUCGACAGUCCUGGAUUGCGUAAGUCAGGAACAAUGCUUGUUUUGAAAGGUCACCGAAGGUCCUUCACCCCCUUGUAGCACCGACUUGUUGAUAUCCGAUAUAUCAAGCGGUCAAUUCCUCUUGUAGGGAAUAUGCGUUUGCUUCCAGGAGAACACUUUGUCAGAACUCCUCUGACUUUUCUCCCGCUCUCGCUGACACACAUCCUGUUGUUGUUGAAAGGCCCGCGGCUACCAGCCGGCCACUUCAGCCUCUCUGCCCUGUUUCCUCUGCCCACUGGGCACAAGAGAGAGCAUCCUGCCAGGAAGGUCCGUCUGACACUAGCACAUCAUCUUCUCACAGUUCUCAGCUUCUCAGGUCACUCACCACUCUCUGCCAAAAGCGUGUAAAACAUCUAUUUCAGACAGUCGAAAGUAAACAAAACGCAUUACAUUUUAUAACGUGCAGUUACAUUGUGCUAGAGAUAAAUACUCCUCUGAGUAAAUUGUCUGCACCGUAAAUGGCUCCAUCUUGUGGGAGUAGACACAAACAUUAUCUUGAUAAUAAAGAGUGCACAAAAAGUAAUUCACUGUACGUUCUCAUUUAUGACGGAUUGGACUUAAUACAAAUCCACAUGUUUUAAGCUGUAAACUAUACUGACGACUCUGAGAACACAUUUCACAGCGAGGUUUUUCAAUUCCAGCUUAGAGGAGCUCCAACACGCAACAGCUAGAGAAGCGACAUUAAAACCAAAUCUUAAUGGUUAUUUUAGUGUUUUCUCGGCCAUCAGCAGCUGUGAGUGAAAGAGAUAGACGCUGGACAGACAGAGCGAGACAGAGAGAGAGAGAAAGAGUUGUGCAGCGGCAGUCUGGAAAACCUGUAAAAGGUCGGAGGGUCAACACAGAGAGAUAUAAGCCUAGAGUCCAUUAGUGGAUUAAAACCAUAACCACUCCAUGGCUACUGCAUCUCUCCUGGAUUAAAGUGACAGAGUGUGAGGGAGAGUGUGAGGGAGAGUGAGUGUGUGAGAUCGACUGGAAAGUGAGGUGAACAAAUUCGAAUGCUGAACGCUGCGCAUGUGGACCGAGAAACGCAGAGGAACACGCUGAACUGAGCUGUUUGGGUAGAUUCCAGGUGGUUCUGGCACACGUACGGUACGACACCUGGCUGAUAGAGUGAACGGACGGAGGAGCCAUGGAUGUAGACGUGGAGGGGAUUAUCCUGUGCAUUAAGGGGGGGGAUGAGAUCGGUGUUCAGACUCAGCUGCAGGAGUUCAACAAAGAGUACGCCCAGUGCUUCUUCUUCGACGCCGAGGAGCGGGACCGGAGGAAACAAAGAAAACUAGAAGAGUUCAGGCAUAAUAAAGUGAGGGAAUACGCUGAUUCUGACUCCGACUGUGAUGAGGAUAACCAGGAGGAUCGUGGCUUCAUCCUCAGACAGAAUUUAGCUGUUGUCCUCUUGAGGUUUAUUAGAACAGGAGUUAAAUGUCAUCUGCUGAGGGUGUGUGUACGCACCCUGAGGAUCCUGUCCAGGGACAAGAAGGUCUUGGGCCCCUUUGUGACGGACAAAGCUCUGCUGACUCUGGCCAAACUAGCAGGGCUGACCACAACCGAUGCCAGCGAUGAAGCCUGCGACCCCGACUCUGAUUUCUACGACAACAUCAUCGCUUCCCUUGCCGAGGCCAAAGUCCUGCACUCCGGUGUCGAGGACGAGGAGGAAGGCGACGCAGAGGUCGAGGCCAACGACCAGAGCGAAGACUGCUCGGCCAUAGACGAGGACGCCAAGAGUGAAGACAACAUCGUCAACAGCGAGGAAGUGGACAGCGUCAGCUGGAUUGGGAACCACAGGACCAGCAUCAACGAGAGGCACCGAGGCAGCAUCCAUCACAAGGUGCUGGAGCGAGGGAGGAAGGACCGCAGAGAGAGCAAAGUGGAGGGGAUGGAGGAGGAGGAGGACGGGGAGUCGGGAGAGGAGGCUCUGAGGAAAGAGGCCAUGAAGGUGUUGUGUAACGUGGUGUACAACAGCACCUGGGCACAGGAGAGGUUCAGUGCUCUCAGCCUCCUGAGUGGUCUCAUGGAGUGUCUGUCCACCAGCGUCAGCUCCUCAUCUCCCUCCAGUGUUCAGUUCUAUGAACUACGCCUGAUGUUCCUCAUCACUGCUCUGCGGCCUGAGCUCAGAACUCAGCUCCAGCAGGAGGGCGGGGUGCCAGUCCUCACAGCGGCCCUAGAGAGCGGACUGGAGGUGCAGUGGAAGGAGCAGUACGAGUGUGAGCUGCAGCCGGUGGCAAAUCCAAUCUCCCUGGAAGCCUCCCAGCGUGUCAUAGAGAUACUGAAAAUCCUCUUUAACAUCACCUACAGCAGCCACAGACAGGAGCCAAGCGAGGAUAAUGCAGCUCUUUACCGACACCUGGUGGCCAUCCUGCGUCUCUGCCUGAUGAGGAAGUGCACGCUGUCAAACGACACUGAUGAGCUGCAGAGUCACACAGUGAACCUGUUGUCGGCGCUGCCCCUCCAGUGUCUCGACGUGUUGCUGGUGGCUCCUCGGGAUCCGGACUCGGAGCAGUGCCCGGGGGUCAACAUGGACUGUGUGCACAUCCUGCUGACAUUCAUGGAGAGACGCCUCGAGUCGGGUGAUAAAAUCAAAGAGAAGCUGACACCGAUCCUCAAUCUGCUGACAGAGAGCUGCAGGGCCCACAGGGAAACACGCCACUACAUCAGGAAACAUAUCCUGCCUCCUCUGACGGACGUAUCCCACCGGCCAGAGGAAGGCUCAACGGUGAAGAAUCGUCUGAUCCGUCUCAUGACUCACCUGGAUACAGACGUCAAGCACUGUGCUGCAGACCUCCUCUUUGUCCUCUGCAAGGAAAACGUGAGGCGUUUUGUCAAGUACACAGGUUACGGCAACGCAGCGGGCCUGCUGGCCACCAGGGGGCUGCUGUGCGGCCAGGGGCACAGAAUGUCCAGCUCUGCCGGCCGCUAUUCCAGCGACUCCGACUCUGACACCGAGGAGUACCGGCAGGUCAAAGAUCGCAUCAACCCCGUGACGGGCCGGGUGGAGGUGGAGCAUUCGAACCCCAUGGAGGGCAUGACGGAGGAGGAGAAGGAGGAGGAGGCCAAGACGCUGAUGAUGCUCUUCAACAAGCUGUCCAGAAGUAACAACGUUCAGACAAUGGGAGUGGACUCAGAGGGGAAGCUGGUCCAACUGUCGGGCCUGAGGGAGAACUCCCUCGGUGAGGAGAUGAGGUCUGAGUCAGAGAAUGACGGAGAGGCAGAGGAAGGAGAGAAGAACUGAAACAUGUCAAAGUCCCUCAAUCUAAUUAUUUUCGGUAUUUCUGUUUCUUCAGUUUGAUAUGAAAGUUAAGGGGUUUAGGGAACUGCACACAAGAAAUUAUGUAAAAAUCUAUUUGUGAUUUUAUUUAUUUGAGUUAAUAAUUAUAAGAAGAAUAUAGAGCCAUUUAAGGUCACAGUGGUUUGAGUCAAGAAUUGUAUUCUGAAUUGAGAGUAGGUCAUGAUAACAUGAUGAACAUAAAAUAUUUUAAUAAAGUUUUGAAAUCGU